AUGCUGGAAAAACUCAGUAGAAAGGAGCGGAAGAGACGGAGAGUGGAGGAAGAUAGUUCAAGUUCGGAAUCAUCAUCUUCUGAAAUAUCAGAACUUGAAGAAGAUAUCAAUGACGAGGAACAGGAAGCAGAAGCUAAUACUAAUAUUUCUGAACUUGACACUACAAAUGUGAAGGAUGAUACUGUCGGGGAAACUGUGAAAUCAUCAUUAAAAGACAUACAGGCAACCCGGAAAAGUAUAAGAAAGAUCGAGGAUCAAUUUCCAGAUAUGAAGAAGCUGGAGAUGGAAGUGGAUGCUGGAGGGGACCCUAGUAAGAUGAGAGAUAUUAACGGGAAGAUAGAUGAAACGAGAGAGAGGCUUCUAACUGAAUACUUGGCAAAGAUACUACCUUCAUAUGGAGAUGACUUAAUCCAGCUUCGAAGUAAGCCAGAUUUCCAUGGAGAGAGCUCAAUCCGUAUGAUUGCAGAACUCUUGAAGACGAGUGGUAAUAUAUUUGAUGAUGAGACAUUAAGAGCAGUCGUUGGAAAGGAUAUAUGA
Brettanomyces bruxellensis is the source of this 537-nucleotide messenger RNA. RefSeq lists its product as uncharacterized. The coding region runs from base 1 to 537 and encodes 178 amino acids. NCBI's taxonomy places the organism in Eukaryota, Fungi, Ascomycota, Pichiomycetes, Pichiales, Pichiaceae. The transcript has a single exon. The record is from RefSeq and is a predicted model, not a curated record.